CGCAAAAUUGGAGCUACCAGUAUUGCUCGAUGGGUUGCCACACAGAGGAAAUGUACGCUGGGUAGUCUGGUUGGAUAUCAGGUUGGGCUGGAGAAGUUGGCCACAGAGCACACUCGGCUGAUCUACAUGACAACAGGGGUCCUGCUGCAAAAACUGGUCAUGGCUAAAUGCCUCACAGAGUUUUCACACAUUUUUUUGGAUGAGGUUCAUGAGCGCACAGAGGAGAUGGACUUCCUGCUGUUGGUUCUGAGAAAACUUCUUCAUUCCAACUCUCGUUACGUCAAGAUAAUCCUCAUGUCAGCUACCAUUAACUGCAGAGUGUUUGCCGAGUACUUCGCCACACCAGUUAAUGGUAAAAUGAGUCCUGCAUACGUGUUUGAAGUGGAGGGAGCACCCUACUCUGUUGAGGAGUUUUACUUGGAUGAUCUCCACAAAUUUCUUCCAUGCAGGGUUGAGUCGCCUCAUCCGGAUGACCCUUCUAUCUCACCUGAGAUGUACAAUCUUGCCAUGAGUCUCAUCCAAAGUUUUGAUGAAAUGGAAAGCAAGAAUUUCAGCAAGGCGGAGACAAAGGACGGGAUGGCUUCCUCAGAAACAGGAAGUGUUUUGGUUUUCCUUCCAGGUUUAAAUGAGAUACACUACAUGCAGGACGCCCUCGCGAAACUGGCAUACAAAAGAUUUCAGGUUUAUCCACUCCACUCGUCAAUAACUCUGGAAGAACAGAACGGGGUUUUCCUUCCCCCUGUUCCUGGAUACAGGAAGGUGAUCCUUUCCACCAACAUUGCAGAGAGUUCUGUGACUGUUCCAGACGUCAAAUACGUGAUCGACUUCUGCUUGGCUCGUCACUUGGUCUGUGACAAUGAAACAAACUAUCAGUCUCUGCGUCUGACCUGGGCAUCCAAAACCAACUGCAACCAACGUAAAGGUAGGGCAGGUCGAGUGUCAAAGGGCUACUGCUACCGUCUUAUAACCAAAGUUUUCUGGAGAGAGGAAAUUCCUGACUACAUGAUUCCUGAGAUGCUGAUGGCUCCCCUGGCCACCAUCAUGUUGAAGGUGAAACUUCUGGACAUGGGCGAUCCCCGCUCCCUCCUCUCCACAGCACUCUCACCUCCCAACCUCAGUGAUAUYGUCAGGACAGUGCUUCAACUCAAGGAGAUGGGUGCUCUGUCUGCAAAAAACGAAGGUCGAGAUCAAAACGAUGAUGGCGAGUUGACGUUCCUCGGCCGAGUGCUGGCCCACUUGCCUGUGGAUCUGUAYCUGGGGAAGAUGAUUGUUCUGGGUCAUGUCUUUGGCUGCCUGGAUGAAUGUCUCAUCAUAGCUGCCUCACACUCUCUGAAAAGCUUCUUUGCUAUUCCCUUCWCACACAAGCUUGCAGGCUACAGGAGCAAGCUGGCUUUUGCUCGUGGCACACCAAGCGAUUCAAUCGCCAUUGUCAACGCCUUCAAGGCAUGGCACUCGUCCAAAAAGAAAGGGCAACUGAGACACCCAAAGGAUGAGCUGAGCUGGGGAAGUGAGAACUUCAUUCAGAUCAAGAGGAUCAGAGAGGUUGCAGAGCUGUACGAAGAUCUGAAGAAGCGCGUGUCCCAGUUCAACAUGCACGUUUCAGAGGAAACUCAGUCUUCAGAUUACACCAGCACGAACAAGCAGAAGUUCAUUCUUCAGAUUGUCAUCGCUGGUGCCUACUACCCCAACUACUUCUUCCAGGCAGAGAUUGAUGACAACCUGGCGUCCAAAGAGCUGAGUGGCUUCAACCCAAGAACAACUGUGAUGGUGAGGAACCUCCCUCCGUACAGCUUCCUGUAUUACAAGCAACUCCAGUCUUUGUUCCGCUUGUGUGGACAGGUCAAAACCAUUUCUUUUGAGAGCUCCAGAGCAUACGUGGAGUUCCACAGGACAUCCGGGGACACAGGAGUGCUGCCUGAGGUGUCUCUUGCCCUCCUAAUGUCCAAUCCAAACUCCCCGAUGCAGCUUUCAGUCUACCCCACUGAACAGAUUGAAUCAUGUUCUGGGAACAGGCUGAUAACUCACAUGAAGUUUUCUCGUGUGAAUGCAGACAUCCAGAGCCAGUCUGUCUCCCCAGUUGGCGUGUUGAGCAGCAUCGACCCGGCCAGCCUGCCUUCCAAUCGCCUCUUUGUCGUGAACAUCACAGAGGUGUUGGAUGUGGGUCAUUUCUGGGGGUUCCCAGCUGAUGAAGCCAGCUUGGAAAAGCAACGCCUUCUGACAGGAGAGAUCAACAAGCGCACCCUGAGCCCUGUGACGGUGUCGCUCUACCCAAACCUGCUGUGUCUGGCGCCGUACUCCGAGAGCAGUGAGCAGUGUUUGUAUUACCGAGCAAAGAUCCUGCACAUGCGUGGUAAUACCGUGGAGGUGUUCUUUUUGGACUUUGGUAACACAGCAGUUGUUUCCUGCAGCAGCUUGAGAGAACUCCCGUCUGACCUGCUGUCUCAUCCUUUUCAGGCCCAGGAGUUCCAAGUAGUUGAAAUGUGCCCRUCAUCUCAGUCCAUCAUCCUGGGGAACCGGUGGAGCAGCAGCGCCCGCAACUGCUUCAUGAUUCUGGUGAAGGAUCAGUCGGUCAUCGUGUCUCUGUUCUCCAUCCUGUACGGCGUCAUGCGUGUGGAGGUGUUCAUCAACGUGGAAUCCAAAAAGACCAGUGUGGUGGACAUACUGGUGAAAGAGGGAUACGCUGUGAAGACAGAUGAGAACUUUGAUUCUCAGCAAAUCCACGAGACAUUGAUGACUCUGUAUAAGGACAUGGAAAAAGGAACAUAUGUUCCCAUUUCUGCCAGCAGUUCCUGGAAGGAACAUGAGAAAGAGGAGAAGGAGCUAAUCGACAGUCUGCUUGCUCACUUUUCCAAAUCCACCCCGUCAGGAUCAAAGGUCUGUCUGAAAGGACCAUUGAGUCCUUACAAGAUAAACUUCCACAGCUUGAGCCGAAAAAUCUACUGCAGGACUGCGUCUGUAGAUAAAACCAGCAUCAACUCCAUGGCACUGAAUGAAAACCCACAUUUCAAAUAUCUGAGGAUGCUGGUGGCUGCGUCUGUGUCAGUCAACUCCACCGGUACACGAAUACUUCUGAGAGAUACUUCCCUCCUGCCUGACAUCCCUGGACUGCCCGGACUGGUGAUGAUGCUCUUCACUCCCGUCAUGGAGUUACGCACAAAUGAAGAAAGGACCAGCUACACUGGUGCUCUGUUGGGCUUGGGCUUCAACAGCCAAACAGAAGAAGCCAUCCUACCUGAGAACGACAUCGAACUGGCCUUUGACGUCAAAUUUGAUGUUGAGGACAUCACCGAG
This is a messenger RNA of Austrofundulus limnaeus, 3291 nucleotides long. It is a transcript of the gene tdrd9, whose product is annotated as tudor domain containing 9. Lineage: Eukaryota; Metazoa; Chordata; Actinopteri; Cyprinodontiformes; Rivulidae. Gene Ontology annotation, cellular component: intracellular anatomical structure. Gene Ontology annotation, molecular function: helicase activity; RNA binding. The record is from RefSeq and is a predicted model, not a curated record.